AUUAAACCUUCAGAGAUACUAAAUGUUCCAUCGAUACCUCCACUUAACGAGGGUAUCCAAUUGUUUCGCUCAGUGGGAUCACGUGACCUACGAAAGAUGCUUUCAAAUUAACGCUCUGAUACUACAAUGGGCAGUUCAUUCAAUUUUUUCUCUAUCUCGUGAAAAGAGUUUAUUUCCGUUUUGCUACCCACAUAUUUGGCGACGAUUUGAUUGCUUUGAGAAGAGGCCAAGAUAUUAACGGCAUUAGGGAGAGAAAACGAAAAUUUUCUACAAAUUAAUUGAAGAGGAAAACGAAAUACUAAAAGCAAGGAGUUAAGGAAAUUAAUUCCGCUGAAUAUGGCAUACCACAUUUUGGAAAGCAAUUCCUCUACCUGGGCGACUACUAGUUUGACGUCCAGAAAGAAGUACGAACAGAUGGAGAAAUUAGAGGACGUGAGGCUGAGCUGUAGAAAUGUGAUAGAAAGUUACAAUGCUUCAUCUAUCGGUCUGUAUUGUGAACCUAUCUGGGAUCAGAUAAUGUGUUGGGAAGCUACAAUGGCGGGGUCGAUAGCACAUAAAAGAUGUCCAACCUACAUAGAAGGUUUGCAGACAGAUGGUUACGCUAAGCGACAGUGCACAGAGAAUGGGACUUGGUACAUACCGCCGGGGCGGAAUGCGAGUUGGACCGACUUCGGAGAUUGUAUCAAGAAUAACAAAAAUUUAUACUCACCGGCUCUGCUUGAACACCUUGCACGCAUUAGACUGAUGUACAACAUCGGAUACGGCGUGUCCUUGUGUUCCCUUGUUGUUGCCGUGUUCAUUAUGCUGUGCUGCAGGAAGCUGUCUUCUAAAAGCAACACACUGCACAUAAACCUAUUCAUCGCGUUCAUUCUGAGAGCUUUUAUGUCAUUUUUGAAGGAGAGUCUCUUUGUGGAUGGACUUGGUCUGCAGAAAGACCUGGUAACGAUAAAUGGAGUCCCUCGAUUCAGAACGGACGUGGUCCAUUGGGAAUGUAAACUGCUCUUCACGCUCUUUGUGUACACGAUAUCUGCCUGUGCUAUGUGGAUAUUCAUGGAGGCAUUGUAUUUAUAUAUGAUGGUCUACAAAACCAUGUUUACAGAAAAACACGGAGUUCAGCUUUACGUCAUAUUUGGAUGGUUGGGCCCUUUAACAUUUGUCAUACCGUGGGUAAUAGUGAGGGCGAAGUUGGAGGAUUUUCUUUGCUGGCAUACGAAUCCAACUCCACGCUACCUGUGGAUAAUACGAGGACCUCUCUUUUUCAUAUACAUAGUAAAUUUCAUAUUUUUUCUUGAUAUCGUAAGAGUGCUAUUCAUACGAGUAAAGAAGAAUCAAAGAGUCUCGGGGGCGAGGAAAGUACGAAAGAUGGCUAAGUUUAUUGUGGUUCUGAUUCCACUGUUCGGGGUUUGUUACAUCGUAUUUUCCUUCCUGUCUGGAAAUGCCAUCGACGUGGAAAGAGACAUACCAUAUCUCUACGUCGAAAUGUUUUAUAACUCCUUCCAAGGUUUUAUAUUAGCCGUUCUAUUUUGUUUUCUCAACGAGGAGGUGCUGCAAGAAAUUCGCAAAGCGUGGUACAAAUAUGCCCUCCGAAGGCAGGAAAGUUUUGCGUACUCCAGAUCCGCGUUCACGACAGGCUGGAGGAAGGGAUCCCGCCACACACAUACCAUGUCCUCGUUUAUCGAUAGAGAUAGGUCAUCGGACCUCUCCAAUUCGAGCCGGCUUCUACCGAGAGGAAAAAACAACAAUGAUUGCAUGUCCAAUUCUCUUACGGACCUGCGGUCAUGUAACUCCGACAACGUCCGGCGAGAAACUUGUGAAGACAUCAACUGUCGGUUCUUAACUGUUCCCAGCGACACACGACGAAACAAUUCAAGGUUUAAAUGGGAAAACCAAUAGGUGGAUCCCAAAGGAAAAAUGCUCAAAUCACCGCAAUCUACUGAGUCCCAUUGACAUCAAUACGGAGAGAGUAAAAAUGGCUUUGAUUAAUGUUUUUUCUGUUUAUAUCAAAUGAGUUUACCAUUUAUUCACAACGUCCAUUUGAUGAUGGUGUUUUUAUUGUUGUUGUACAUAAUGUGACUAUUUGACUACACGGAUCGGAUAGGAAUCCCAAACGCCUGCUCCAGCAUCAGUUACUGCAGUAGAGAGCCACAUAUACCUCUAAGGAGCAUGUUUGGAAGAACAUCAGAACCUGGUUGUCUCCCUUCACAUAUCGUGUCACUGCACAGUGGGUUCAGACACUUAUUCCGGAACUGCCUUUUGUUUCAAUUCAAAUCAGCAUUCAUUGAAAAUUUUGAAUUCUUUCCUUGUAGCGCAAUUUAAGAUAUUUUGAAAUAUGAAUGAGGUAGCAGUUUUGUUUGGAAGUACGUUUACAUUGUAAUAAGGAGACGAAUCUUUGUAUGUAACAGUUGUUGAUUGAUAAGUGUUAAUGUAUUUUACUUACUUAUUAAUCGAAAAUCAUUUGCAUUUGUACCUGUUAUGGUUUCAAUAUGAAUAUCCCCAGAGAAAUUUUCAGAAAUAAAAAUAACAAUUGAUAUUGCC
This is a messenger RNA of Ostrea edulis (European flat oyster), 2535 nucleotides long. RefSeq names its product secretin receptor-like. The transcript has 13 exons. Gene Ontology annotation, cellular component: plasma membrane. Gene Ontology annotation, molecular function: peptide hormone binding; G protein-coupled peptide receptor activity. NCBI's taxonomy places the organism in Eukaryota, Metazoa, Mollusca, Bivalvia, Ostreida, Ostreidae. Gene Ontology annotation, biological process: adenylate cyclase-modulating G protein-coupled receptor signaling pathway; cell surface receptor signaling pathway. Bases 337 to 1893 code for a protein of 518 amino acids. The record is from RefSeq and is a predicted model, not a curated record.